Messenger RNA from Nothobranchius furzeri (turquoise killifish), 4092 nucleotides. RefSeq names its product myogenesis-regulating glycosidase. Gene Ontology annotation, biological process: skeletal muscle fiber development; carbohydrate metabolic process. The record is from RefSeq and is a predicted model, not a curated record. Gene Ontology annotation, molecular function: hydrolase activity, hydrolyzing O-glycosyl compounds. NCBI's taxonomy places the organism in Eukaryota, Metazoa, Chordata, Actinopteri, Cyprinodontiformes, Nothobranchiidae.
GUUAAUAAAGUUGUGGAAAAGCACUUCCGCAACUGCGCAGUAGGGUCACAUCUACCGAGUGUAACCAUAUUGACCUCAGCAGCGCAGACGCAGAGGUUUGGACAAAUCGAUCCUCAUCCCAAUAUGAAGACACCGACACACACGUGCAGAUAGACGUCAAGCUGCUGCAAAUCUGUUCCUCUAUAACACACACUGACAGCAAAUUACCUUUAGCUGUCACUCCUCCCCCCCAAACUUGCUUCUUUUCAAGUUUUCAGCAUGUACCACAUUGUUCCAGGAGCUCCUGUGGAGCAGCAGAUGGCUAAAGAAGUCCGUGACUCCCCAGUUAGGAAGAAAUUAGCCCAUGAAGGUCGUCCGCUGGUGCUGGCGGGUCUGCUGGGCUGUGUGUUGGUCCUGGCUGCUGUGAUCGCCUGGUGCUACUAUUCUGUGUCUUUCCGGAAAGCCCAGCUGUUGAAGGCUGAGCUGCUGGAUCUGAAUAAAGACGGCUUCCUCAUACGCAACCAUGCAGGGGCUGUCGUCUUCACCAUGACCUUCAGAUCAGACACUCUGGAUCUGGACUCCUGCUCAAAGGAGGGAAGCUUUCUGAGCUGUACCAAGUCAAAUUCGGGCAAACUGAACUUUUUCAUCCAACCCGUUCGACCUAAAGACACUGUUAUAUGCUACCGCGUUCGUUGGGAGGAGCUGCAGAUGAAACGCACAGUAGAGCAUGACAUGACCUUUAACGGCUCUCACUGGUACGGGGGGGCAGAGAUGGCAGCGCAGUACUGGCCUAUCAGAUUCCAAGGCGAAGAGGAACCCCGGCCUUUCAUCACCAGCGACGUCUACGCCAAUCGAAAUGCGUUCGGGGGAAUCCUUGAGCGCUACUGGCUGUCGUCCAAUGCGACUGCAAUAAAGAUCAAUGACUCGGUGCCGUUUCACCUGGGCUGGUCGCAGAAGGACAGGACUCUGAGGUUCCAGGCCCGGUACCAGGACUCUCCCUUUAGACCACCAGCUGGGCAGCCGGCAUUUCCUGAACUCAGCUACAGAGUGUGUGUGGGGUUGGAUGUCACCUCGAUCCACAAAUAUAUGGUGCGUCGAUAUUUCCCCAAACCCGUCAAAGUUCUGUCCCCUGAAUGUUUUAAGAAACCGGUGUGGUCCACCUGGGCUCUCCACAAGACGACUGUAACCCAAGAGAAGCUGCUGCGCUACGCGUCCGACAUCACCAAGCAUGGGUUUGCAUGCUCCCAUCUGGAGCUGGAUGAUCGAUACACCACUGACUACGGAGAGUUUGACUUUGACCCGCAGAAGUUCCCCAACGCCACUGGUAUGUUCGCCAAACUCAGAGAGGACGGGUUUCAGGUGACGCUGUGGACGCAUCCCUUCAUCAACUACGACUCUAUUAAUUUUGGAGUGGCUGUGCAGAAAGGGCUGUUUGUUCGGGAGCCGAGCGGCGAGCUGCCGGCUCUCGUUCGCUGGUGGAACGGGAUCGGAGGGAUUUUGGACUUUACAAACCCAGAAGCCUGUAAGUGGUUUUCCUCACACCUGCACUCACUCAGAGCUCGCUACAACGUAUCGUCCUUCAAGUUUGAUGCAGGAGAAACUAGCUACCUCCCCCGCCAGUUUAGCACCUUGGUCCCGCUGUCAGACCCCUCCACCUUCACCCGGCGCUAUUCGGAGAUGGCCAUCCCGUUCAGUUCCCGUGCGGAGCUUCGGGUGGGCUACCAGAGUCAGAACAUCUCGUGUUUCUUCAGGAUCAUCGACAGAGAUUCAUUGUGGGGUUACGAGCUUGGCCUCAAGUCCAUCAUCCCCACUGUCCUGACUAUCGGCGUUCUGGGCUACCAGUUUGUCCUCCCAGAUAUGAUCGGAGGGAACGCGUACCCCAACAACACUGCAGGUCAAAUAAAUGGAACAAACAGCCUUCCAGACAGAGAGCUGUACAUCAGAUGGUUGGAGCUGUCUGCCUUUAUGCCUGCCAUGCAGUUCUCUAUACCACCGUGGGCUUACGACAAGGAGGUGGUACAGAUAGCUCAGAAGUUCACACAACUCCAUGAAAAGCUGGUGGCUCCAAGGGUUCUUGAGCUGGCAGGCGAGGUUCUUGAUACUGGAGACCCAAUUAUAAGGCCCCUCUGGUGGAUCGCCAACGACGACGAGGCGGCCUUUAAGAUCGACUCCCAGUUUCUGAUCGGUGAUGACCUGAUGGUGGCUCCGGUGUUGGAGCCUGGGAAGCAAGAGAGGGACAUCUACCUGCCUGCAGGACGAUGGAUGAGCUAUAAGGGAGAACAUUUUGAUAAAGGUCCCAUGUACCUCACUGACUAUCCUGUCGAUCUGGAUGAGGUAGCUUACUUCACAUGGGUUCAGUAAAAAAUAACACACACGCACGCACGCACACACACACACACUAGCUGUGUAAGCCAACUCAUGACAGAGAAUGUUUUCUUUACAAAAGGGAAUUCGUGAUUUCUGUGACUAUCGAUCUUCUUGAUCGGCUCUUUUUAGAGAACUAGGUUUAUUUAACAUUUUAUCUUCGUCUGGAAGCUAAUCUCCAUCCUCAUGUGCCUUCCACAGCCAAUAAUGAUCCAAGAUUGUGCCAUCGCUACUGUUUUCCUUUUUAAUUUAAACCCACAAAUAAUCCUUCAAGCUUCGCCUGUUUGUGAGGCUCAUGUUUGGGACUCUGGUGAACUGAGCAGGAGGUAAAUGUGCAAUGAGACGACUGGGACGUCCUCUGGAGUGACGCCGUCCACAAAUACCAACUCUUAGGUUGGAUUUGCACCUUUUCUUAGACCUCUAACCAUCUUCUGCCUGGCCAAAGCUAACAAGUGUUAACCAGCAUGGCUGAUAUCAGCUGAUGAAUUUGUGAUGAACUUAUUAUGAUCAACUAACUGGAAAUGUUUUGAAGUCAACAGCGCCUCGUGUCGUUUUAGUUCCCAGAAAUGCACAAGUAGAAACGACUGCUCAGGGUGCCUUUGGUGUUAGAAAUAUAUUUAUGCACAGAAAGAGUUUUAAUAUAAAACAGUGUUCUCUGUGAUGCCACGUGUCAACGAGCUGCCCACAUCUGCCUUGUGAUUUUAUUUUCUUAUUAUCUAAACUGUGCUAAUGGAGAGAGACCUCUCUGUACACGGUAAUGCAUUUGAAGUCACGGAUUUACGAAGUGCAUGAAUCUGGCUGCUCCCACAGCGACUGCUAGCAUUAGACUAAAGCACAAAGAUGAUUCAGCACUUUUAUGAUAAAUUAAAGCACCUGUUGGUCUGUUAAUUAGUCGUUUUUGUUUUUAAGUUUGUUUUCUUCACUUCUUUACAUAAUUAUAAAGUAGAAACAACAAAAACGAUGAGUUAUUCUGCCAAUCAUAAUCUAAAAACUACUAGAAAUAUAAAUACAAUGAUGAAUAUUUUCAGAGCCCCCCCUGUAGAAACUAAGGAUAACGAAUGGUUUAACCGAGCUCUAGGUUGAAGCUUGGGGGGGUCAGCUCUGUUUGGAUGAUUUAAGUCCAAACUACAGUUUUUAAUGUUUGUCACAAUAAAAAUCACUUGGAGAGCGGAGCUUUUUUUCCUGAUGUUAUAAAACAGUUUUCUUAGAUAAACUACUGCAUUCAUAUAUUUUAAAAUAGCUUUAAGACAGGAGGAUGUAAAUGGUAGAUCUCCAGCGGUUUGUGCCAUUUAAAAACAAUUGAAAUGAAACCAGGUAUUUCCAGAGUAACACAUGAGGGGAAACUUUAUUCUUUUAAAUAAUAACAUUUUUGAUUGCAGUAAAUUAACACAUCUUUUUAAAAAUGUGAGUGCCAAAGAUAAUAAAAGAUGUGGUUAUUGAUUUUUUAUAUACUUGCAGUGUUUGAGAAGCUAAUGUAACAGAAGUGGACAUUCCUUAUAAUAAAUGUAAUGACUUUAUAGGACUUAUUGCAGAAAAGUCUGUACUUUAGUUCCUUAAAACCAACUUUACACAAAUUAUCUCAACAUGUUGAAAUGCAGUAGUGAAUGAAUCAGCUGUGUCUUAUUUACAGCUAUCAGAAUUGUUCUUACCUGUUUUUCUGUUUGCAGCUUUGAGAGGGCAUGAUAACGUGUAACACGGCAAUGACUGUAAAAACAAUAAAGUAACUAGAGGUGUGUCCUGUUCAAAGGA